UAGGGGGGCGUAGGAGAGCUCCCGGGCUGCUCCGGCUGCUCCUCGCAGAUCCGAGCUGGACCUCUGAUCCCGAGGGGUGAAGAUGGCGAGAGACAAGCUUAAGCCCCCCAUCCUCCUCCUGGUGCUCUCCUUGUACCUCGUGAAGCCCUUCACUGCUGCGGAAGACCUGAAUCCGUCUAAUAUCCCCACAGAUAAAUUAUUAGUCAUAACUGUAGCAACAAAAGAAACCGAUGGAUAUCAUCGAUUUAUGCAAUCAGCCAAGUACUUCAAUUAUACUGUGAAGGUCCUUGGUAAAGGAGAAGAAUGGAAAGGUGGAGACAAGGUAAAUGCUAUUGGUGGAGGCCAAAAAGUAAGAUUACUGAAAGAAGCAAUGGGAAGUUAUGCUGACCAAGAAGAUUUGGUUGUGUUUUUUACUGAAUGCUAUGAUGUCAUCUUUGCUGGAGGUCCUGAAGAGCUACUGAAGAAAUUCCAAAAGAUCAACCAUAAAGUGGUAUUUUCAGCAGAUGGAAUAUUAUGGCCAGACAAAAGGCUGGCAGACAAGUAUCCCAUUGUCCACAUUGGAAAACGCUUCCUAAACUCAGGAGGAUUUGUUGGAUACGCACCCUAUAUAAACCGCAUCGUUCAGCAAUGGAAUCUUCAAGAUAAUGACGAUGACCAACUGUUUUAUACUAAAAUUUAUAUUGACCCAUUGAAAAGGGAAGCUCUUAAUAUUACAUUGGAUCAUAAGUGCCGGAUUUUUCAGGCCCUCAAUGGAGCUAUUGAUGAAGUUCUUUUGAAAUUUGAAAAUGGAAAAGCUAGAGCAAAAAAUACUUUUUAUGAAACAUUACCAGUGGUGAUUAAUGGAAAUGGCCCAACUAAAAUUCAACUAAACUAUUUUGGAAAUUAUAUCCCUAAUGCUUGGACACAGGAAAAUGGAUGUACUCUUUGUGAUUUGGAUGUAAUUGACCUAUCAACUUUAGAAGACUAUCCAAGAGUAACAGUUGGUGUUUUCAUUGAGCAGCCCACUCCUUUCCUACCUCGAUUUCUAGACCUGUUGUUGACACUGACUUACCCCAAAGAAGCUCUUAAAUUCUUCAUUCAUAACAGUGAGGUCUAUCAUGAAAAGCACAUCAAAGAAUUUUGGGAAAAAGCUAAAGAUGUGAUCAAGAAUAUAAAAAUUGUUGGUCCAGAAGAAAAUCUAAGUCAAGCAGAAGCCAGAAAUAUGGGAAUGGAUCUGUGUCGUCAAGAUGACAAGUGUGAUUAUUAUUUUAGUCUUGAUGCUGAUGUUGUUCUGACAAAUCCAAAGACAUUGGAAAUAUUGAUAGAGCAAAACAGAAAAAUCAUUGCUCCUCUGGUAACUCGGCAUGGAAAGCUAUGGUCCAAUUUCUGGGGAGCACUAAGUCCUGAUGGAUAUUAUGCUCGAUCAGAAGAUUAUGUAGAUAUUGUCCAAGGCAGCAGAGUAGGGGUAUGGAAUAUCCCAUACAUGGCUAAUGUGUACUUGAUUAAAGGGCAGACUCUUCGAUCUGAGAUGAAUGAAAGAAACUAUUUUGUCCGUGAUAAAUUGGACCCUGAUAUGGCUCUUUGCCGAAAUGCAAGGGAAAUGAGUAUACAAAGGGAAAAAGACUCCCCUACUCCGGAAACAUUCCAAAUGCUCAGCCCCCCAAAGGGUGUGUUCAUGUACAUUUCUAAUCGACAUGAGUUUGGAAGGCUAUUAUCUACUGCUAAUUACAAUAUUUCCCAUUAUAAUAAUGACCUAUGGCAGAUUUUCGAAAAUCCUGUGGACUGGAAGGAAAAAUAUAUAAACCCUAAUUAUUCCAAGAUCUUCACGGAAAAUUUAGUGGAGCAGCCUUGCCCAGAUGUCUUUUGGUUCCCCAUAUUUUCUGAAAAAGCAUGUGAUGAACUGGUGGAAGAAAUGGAACACUAUGGACAAUGGUCUGGGGGAAAGCAUCAUGACAGCCGUAUAUCUGGUGGUUAUGAAAAUGUCCCAACUGAUGAUAUCCACAUGAAGCAAAUUGGAUUGGAGAAUGAAUGGCUUCAUUUUAUCAGAGAAUUUAUUGCACCAGUUACACUGAAAGUCUUUGCUGGCUACUAUACAAAGGGAUUUGCAUUGCUGAAUUUUGUAGUUAAAUAUUCUCCUGACAGACAGCGUUCCCUCAGACCUCAUCAUGACUCAUCUACUUUUACAAUUAAUAUUGCUCUCAACAAUGUGGGACAAGACUUUCAGGGAGGUGGAUGCAAAUUUCUAAGGUACAAUUGCUCUAUUGAGUCACCCCGGAAAGGCUGGAGUUUCAUGCAUCCUGGAAGACUUACACAUUUGCAUGAAGGACUUCCUAUUAUAAAUGGAACAAGAUAUAUUGCAGUGUCAUUUAUUGAUCCAUAAAUUAUUUCUCUCCCAUCAAACCAACCUACCUUUUAUUUUUGGAUGGCUGAUCUACAAACAAAACAAAACAAAACAAAACAAAAAAAACGAAAAAACAUCAAAAAAGUUUCUUUUCAAUUUAUCAAUGAGAAGAAAAGAGAAUUAUUUAAAUAACUUCCACAAAGCAGCUUCAUUUGAGACAAAAAGUUUGAGAAAAAAAGCUUUUCUUUUAAUUAUUACAUACUUACAUACAGAUGUCUGCUCUGAGCCUUGAGUCACAGGUUGAAAGAGGAAAAAGAAGGAAAAAACAACAACAAAAAAAAAAAAAACCAAAAAUGUUCCUAUGCUGCUCUUGGAGAGGAUGAAAGAAUUAACUUUGAAUUGGUUGUUUUAGUUACUAAAUAAUUUAGACACCAAGGUACGAGUGAAGUUUGUGGUUUGUAAUGUCUGAUUUCUAAUUUAGAAAAACAAUCCCAUGAGAAUUGUGUUUACUGCUGUUUGGGGGAAACAGUCUAAAUACAUAUUACAGACAAACACCACUUAAAGCCUAAGAGGGGACCAGAAUCCCAUGUAGUGUGGGUUCCUGUCACAUCUCUGUUUCACAUAUGCCUUAAAAUUCAGAAGCCAUCUUCUUUCUCAUGAAGCUCUUACAAGAAGUUCCUGUUUAAAUGGCCUGAAGAAAAGGUGUGUGUCAUCAUCAAAGUGAACUGAGUUUCUUAUGAUCACCAAGUGCCCUUCAGUCCAAAUGUUAUUUCUGAAAAGCCAGAAAAUAAUUAAAAAAAUAAAAAGUAGAAAAAAAUUACAUUCAGACCAAAGGUAAAUUUAUCAAUAACAUUUCUCAUUUCAAGUACUUGAAUUUUAUAUCAGGAAAAUGAAAUUGUUGAGCCCACCUUCUUUCCCUUUAUGCCUAAUUUUUUUGGUUGCUUGUUUUCCUAACCCUUCCCUAUUUUGUUCCUGUGUUUUAUUUUUUUGGUCCCUAUUCUUCAUACCUCUAUUCUCUCUUUUCUACUUUGUCCUUACCCCUCUUUAUUUGGGGUGGGGAAAGGUGGUGGAUUCUUCAAAAUAAGUGUGUUGUCUUAUUUUUCCAACUACUUUAAUGAAUGAGGUUUAAGUAUUUUUACUGUAGCUACUGUUUGUAAUUUAAAGGUUAAACUUGAAAAAAAAACAUAAAAUAACUCUUAAACCAUGGUGCCAAAGACCAUUAUUCUAACACUGUGUGUUAGAAACUUGUGAUAAAUAAAAAAGAAAAAGAAAGAAAAA
This is a messenger RNA of Antechinus flavipes (yellow-footed antechinus), 3598 nucleotides long. It is a transcript of the gene PLOD2, whose product is annotated as procollagen-lysine,2-oxoglutarate 5-dioxygenase 2. Lineage: Eukaryota; Metazoa; Chordata; Mammalia; Dasyuromorphia; Dasyuridae. The coding region runs from base 83 to 2359 and encodes 758 amino acids. Gene Ontology annotation, molecular function: L-ascorbic acid binding; procollagen-lysine 5-dioxygenase activity; iron ion binding. The record is from RefSeq and is a predicted model, not a curated record. Gene Ontology annotation, cellular component: endoplasmic reticulum. Gene Ontology annotation, biological process: peptidyl-lysine hydroxylation. The transcript has 20 exons.